GAUAGCAGAGGUACUUAGGGAAGAGAUAUGACCGACCCAGCUCCAUUAAUUUUGCGCUCAUCAUCCUCCUCCUCCUCAGUAGUAGCAGCAGAAGCCAGUCUGCCCAGUAGCGGUACCAGAACCUCAACCUUGGAUGACACCAUCGAGCGUUGCAUUGGCGACUACUUUGGAUGGACACAGUUUCUCCGUGCCAUCCUAAUAUCUUUGGCCUGGGCAUUCGACGCCCAGCAAACUUUCAUCACAGUCUUCACUGAUGUCGACCCAACUUGGCACUGUACUCGUAAUAACACUACUAAUAUCUGCAGCAGCAGCUCCCAAGUGUGCCUUCUCCCUGACGAAGCAUGGUCAUGGGAUCUGCCUCCCUACACCUCCACCAUUUCGGAGUGGUCCCUCCAGUGUGCUGGUUCCUUCCUCGCUGGCCUACCCGCCUCAUCCUUCUUCGCCGGCUGUCUCGCCGGUGGCUUCGUCCUCGCCACGCUAGCCGACUCCUACCUGGGUAGAAAGAAGUUGCUCGUCCUGUCUUGCCUGCUCAUGUCCAUCUCCGGCCUCCUCACCGCCCUAGUCUCCACUAACGUAUGGAUCUACACGGCCUUGAGGUUUCUGUGCGGCUUUGGCAGGGCCUCCGUGGGGACGUGCGCGCUGGUUCUGGCGACAGAGAUGGUGGGCAAGAGGUGGAGGGCCCACGUUGGGAUGAUAGGCUUCUUGUUUUUCACGUUGGGGUUUCUGUCAUUACCCCUGAUGGCUUACCUGAAUAGAGGGUCUUCCUGGCGAGUCCUGUACUUCUGGAGCUGCGCCCCAACCGUUUUGUACUCCAUACUAGUCCAUUUGUUCGCAUACGAGUCUCCCAGAUGGCUAUACGUCCGAGGCCGCAAACAGGAAUUCCUGAGUACCCUCAAAAGCAUCGCCACAGUACCCACACCUCAACUACUCGAUAUAACUAGCAGCUGCUUCUCAAAUAACACCAAUAGUAGUAGUGGCACCACAGGAUGCGAGCUCGAUAUUGAUGAUGCAACCAGAAAUGCUGCUAAUUUCUGGAAUUCCUCCAGCUACUAUGCCUUAUGGGAGAAGCCGUGGGCAUUUCGAAGACUUGCGGCGGUGAUGGCCAUCGGUUUUGGGACCGGCAUGGUGUACUACGGUAUGCCCCUGGGACUUGGGAAUUUGUCCUUUAAUCUCUACUUGAGCGUGACGCUGAAUGCACUCUCUGAGUUUCCGGCUGCUUUCAUGACUUUCUUUCUCAUUGCGACACUCAACAGAAAAGGUCUGGUUCUGGGACUUUCUGUAGCGAGUGGUGUUUGCAGCUGCCUAAUAAUCGUUGUUGAGCAGGUAAUCAACAGUAACAGCUACUACUACUGGUGGAGGAAUGCCCUGCAGAUGGUUUUGGAGCUGGCUUCAUUUUUCAGCGCCUGCACUGGUUUUAACGUCCUCAUGAUUUUCACUUUAGAGUUGUUCCCGACCUCCGUCAGGAACUCCGCAUUGUCAAUGGUGAGGCAGGCUGUGGUGUUUGGUGGGCUGUUCAGUCCGCUGCUGGUGGCUGCUGGAAGAAAUGGAUUACUUUCAUACGGGGUGUUCGGGGUGACCAUAGCAGUGAGUGGACUGUUCGUCGGAUGCCUUCCGGAGACUAGGGGUGCCGCGCUCUGUGAUACACUGGACGAACAAGAGCACAAGGAGACCCUGGCAUUUUCUGCUAAAAUUACCCAAGAUUUCGCCUAGUUAUUCAUCCGUACCAAUCAGUCAGGUUCUUAACUUUCUUAUUAGCAGCCAAUUUAAUAAAUGAUCACAAGGUUCAGAAAUUAUUUGAGUUGGUUGCAUCUUGUUGCUGGACAGUACUGUCUAGUUACCAAAAGCAUUGUAUUUUUAUUUUUAUUUUUUUUUUAGAGAACCACAAGUAUUAUAUUCGAUUGAAUCAGCUUAAUUGUGAUCAUUA
Molecule: messenger RNA, 1924 nt
Organism: Coffea eugenioides
Lineage: Eukaryota; Viridiplantae; Streptophyta; Magnoliopsida; Gentianales; Rubiaceae
Product: organic cation/carnitine transporter 3-like
Exons: 1
Coding region: 28-1710 (560 amino acids)
Biological process (GO): transmembrane transport
Cellular component (GO): membrane
Molecular function (GO): transmembrane transporter activity
Source: RefSeq, a predicted model, not a curated record